This is a messenger RNA of Cotesia congregata, 691 nucleotides long. The record is from the annotation of a GenBank genome assembly. Lineage: Eukaryota; Metazoa; Arthropoda; Insecta; Hymenoptera; Braconidae.
CGUUAACAUCAAGAUUUGUAAAAUGAGUGUUUAUUAUUUUUCUGUUUUUGUUUUGCUACCAAUUGUUAGUCCUCAAGAUCUGGAAGAAAUGAGUAGUUUGGGACCAGCUAAUACUUUGAAAAUUGGUGAAAGUUGUCUUAGAGAUUAUCAGUGUAUUAAAAAUGCGUUUUGCCGGUCACAAAGGACUUGUAUGUGCGAUCCGCCAUAUACACCGAAUAUUGAGGGUACUGUUUGUCAUGCAGCUGCAGGAACAAACUGUGGUCCACAAAUUGAAGAUUGUUCCACAAUGUCAAAUUCUGAAUGCAUCCAAGGUGUCUGCGCUUGCAGAGAUAAUUAUUUUCUCGACAUCAAUAACUCUUCAAACUGUAUAAUAAGGCCAUCGCGGGUCGACGAUGCUUGUCAGCGCACAGACGAAUGUGCAGACGCAUUAGACGGUGCAUUGUGCGUCAACAAUAAAUGCAAAUGCUACGGCAAUUUCAUAUUUGUAAAUCAGACUGGAAAAUGUAUCCAAGCUGUCGGAAUUUUCAUGCCGUGUAAACACAAUUAUCAGUGUUAUGAAAAAGAUAAACCUGAUGGACUCAUUUGUACUGACGGAGAAUGUGCUUACAAACAUAAUGGAGGGACAUCGAAUUUUCCUGUAUGUUUUUUAACCGGCGCUCUAGCUUCUUCUCUUUAUUUUUUUACGAAUUGA